Molecule: messenger RNA, 1743 nt
Organism: Musa acuminata subsp. malaccensis (wild Malaysian banana)
Lineage: Eukaryota; Viridiplantae; Streptophyta; Magnoliopsida; Zingiberales; Musaceae
Product: probable protein phosphatase 2C 27
Biological process (GO): protein dephosphorylation
Molecular function (GO): protein serine/threonine phosphatase activity; cation binding
Source: RefSeq, a predicted model, not a curated record
CGCCGUCGUCGUCGCGCCCCUUCCGUACCGAAACGUGUCCACUCCGACAGCCGCGAGACGUCACCGGGGUAACCCGAGAUCGCCGGUCACCUAUUAAACAUGGGAACAAGUAAAUCCCGCAUCCUCCGCCGCUCUCUCCUUCCCCUCCUUUCCCUUCUGAUCAAAGCCCGACCACCCAUUAGCUCCAAACCUUCGCACUUGGUUCGGGAGAGUUCUUCCGGUCUUCGCCCUUUUAGAUCAGUGUACCUUGUCGCGGCAGUAAAAAGUUGGAAUCUUUGAUCAAGGAAAGUUGGGAUCUUGGAGAUAAAUCCAUUGCCUUGACUUGUAGAGACUGGCUGGUGGGGUUAUAGGCUGCUUCUCAGUUGUCUCAAGGCUCCAUAUUGGUAGCUAAUCCUCCUCCUGUUGAGUGAGAAGGGCGUGAGGUUUCUGCAGCUUCGAGUCUCUCGAGUGGCUGAGGUUGAUGAAGAUGGUAUCAGGGGCCGACUUGACGCCUUCUUUGAGCAUAAUGAAUGGCGGAUCCACGCCUGACGCCGAGGACCCCGAAGCGCCGGAGGGAUCGAGGUCGACGAGAGCCGUGAGGCCGCCCCGAUCGGUGAUUCGUCAUUGCGCGAGCGCUGCGCGGCUGGACAUCGCGGCUGAAUCGGAGUUUAAUGUUGGUGGUUUGGGCUUGACGUCUUCCUGUUCGGAGUUCUCGCCGGUGCUCCGGUCUGGAAGCUGGACUGAGAUCGGUCUGAAGCAGUGCAUGGAGGAUGAGCACAUCUGUAUCGACGACUUGGUAGACCAUAUCGGAGAAAAUGCCAAUAUCUCAUUACCGGGAGCUUUCUAUGGGGUUUUCGAUGGCCAUGGUGGCACAGAUGCAGCAAUUUUUGUCAGAUCAAACAUCCUGAAGUUCAUAAUUGAAGAUGGCUACUUUCCCAGCUGCAUGGAGGAAGCCAUUAAGAGUGCAUUCUUGAGAGCUGAUUACGCCUUUGCUGACGCUUGUGCUCUUGACAUCACCUCAGGCACCACAGUGCUCACGGCCCUUAUUUUUGGAAGGACCAUGUACGUUGCUAAUGCUGGUGACUGCCGAGCGGUGCUAGGUAGGCGUGGCCGAGCGGUGGAACUGUCCAGAGACCACAAACCCAACUGCAGUAUCGAAAAGCUCAGAAUCGAGAAUUUGGGAGGUGUUGUCUAUGACGGGUAUCUAAAUGGUCAAAUAUCAGUAGCAAGGGCUCUUGGUGAUUGGCACAUGAAGGGCCCUAAAGGAUGUGCAUGCCCCUUGAGUGCAGAGCCAGAGCUGAAGGAGACAGAGCUCACAGAGGAAGAUGAGUUCCUAAUUAUGGGUUGUGAUGGUCUAUGGGAUGUGAUGAGCAGCCAGUGCGCUGUCACGACAGCCAGGAAGGAGCUCAUGGCUCAUAACGACCCCGAAAGAUGCUCACAGGAGCUAGUCCGAGAGGCACUCAAGCGAAACUCCUGUGAUAAUCUUACAGUUAUUGUUGUUUGCUUCUCACCUGAUCCACCCCCACAAAUUUCAAUCCAGAAGACUACAGUUCGGAGAACCAUAUCAGUCGAGGGACUGAACUUUCUCAAAGGAGUACUGGACAAUAAUGUCUGACAGAGAAUAAGAAGCAAAAUUGUUCCUUUCCACUUCUCUUUUCCUUCUGAAUGUCUCCAUCCUGUACAUAAUUGGGGCCUCAUGUAUUUUGUGGCAUUAGGCCUGUUUCCAGAAAUAAUACAUCAUAAUGUUCAUCUUUUCCCUUCCAA